This is a messenger RNA of Dermatophagoides pteronyssinus (European house dust mite), 1705 nucleotides long. RefSeq names its product RIO kinase 2 (gene RIOK2). Lineage: Eukaryota; Metazoa; Arthropoda; Arachnida; Sarcoptiformes; Pyroglyphidae. Gene Ontology annotation, biological process: protein phosphorylation; maturation of SSU-rRNA. Gene Ontology annotation, cellular component: cytosol; preribosome, small subunit precursor; nucleus. Gene Ontology annotation, molecular function: protein serine/threonine kinase activity; ATP binding. The record is from RefSeq and is a predicted model, not a curated record.
CGUUUUAUGAAUAGCUCCAGCCACUGCCACAUGUUUUUUUUCAGGCAAAUUUCAAUUUUUUUAUUUUUUAUUUAUGAAAAAAAACAAAAUAAAUAAAAAUGGUUAAAUUAGAUGUAUCAUUACUUCGUUAUCUUGAUAAAGAAGAUUUUCGUGUACUCACAGCCAUCGAAAUGGGCAUGAGAAAUCAUGAACUUGUUCCUCGAAGUCUUGUUUAUUCUAUUUCGGGAAUACAAAAUGGAUCUGUUUCAAAAAUUCUUAUGAAUUUGUCCAAAAAUCAAUUACUUUCAUAUGAACGUGGUAAACGAUUUGAUGGUUAUCGUUUAACAUAUCGUGGUUAUGAUUAUCUUGCAUUGAAUGUACUUCGCAGUAGAGGUGUAAUCAGUUCGAUUGGUCAACAAAUAGGCGUUGGAAAAGAAUCUGAUGUUUAUAUUUGUUCUAACGAUGAUGGUCGACAAUUUGCAAUCAAAUUCCAUCGAUUAGGUCGUACAUGUUUUCGAAGGGUAUCAGAGAAACGUAAUUAUUAUCAACGACGUGGUCAAAGUCACAAAACAGCCAGUUGGAUUUAUCUAUCUCGUUUGGCAGCAACACGUGAAUUUGCUUUCAUGAAACUAUUAUACGAACAAAAACUUUUACCCGUACCGGAACCAAUUGAUAUGAAUCGACAUUGUAUUGUUAUGGAAUUGAUAGACGGUAUUAUAUUGAAUCAAAUUUAUUUAGAUAAUGAUAAUGAACAACAACAAAUCGAAUUAUUAUAUGAAAAAUUAAUGUCAUUAAUGAUGAAAUUGACCAACGAAUUUGGUGUAGUUCACGGUGAUUUUAAUGAAUUUAACAUAAUGAUACGAAAGAAUAAAGACGAACCAUUGGAUCCGAUUCUAAUCGAUUUUCCACAAAUGAUUUCCGUUCACCAUGAAUUAGCGCAAGAAUAUUUCGAUCGUGACCGCGAUUGUAUUGUUGAUUUUUUUGCUAAACGUUUUCAUUAUGAAUCAGAAUCGAUACCGGUAUUUGAGCCAUUUGAUCAGAUCACUACAACCGACCUUCAGCAACUGGCUGAUGCAUUUGAUAGCGCAAAUGAAAAAACAUUAGAUUCUGUUCAUAUGCCAAAAAUAACUGAAGACGCCAAAAGUUCAUCAAUGGAGGAUGGAAAAAGUGAACUACUUUCAAAAUUUUUAAAUAGUUUAUGUUCUACUAACAAUGAGGAUAACAUCGAUCAUAAUGAUUAUAAAUCUACCACAAUCGAUGAUGGUAAUGCCACAUCAAAUUCAUAUUAUAGCUCAAAGAAUAAUCAAGAUAUUAAUGAAGAAAUAAAAAUUCUUGAUGAAAGAUUGGCAAAAUUGGCUCCAACAUCAAUGAAAGAAAAAAACGCCGAUGAUUUCGAUGAAAAUGCAGAUGUAGAGAUUUCAAACACAUUAAAUCAUAAUGAUCAGGAUGAUGUUUAUUCAACGACAUCAAGUACAUUUAAUCCACAAAUGAUCAAAUCCCGUUUAUUAAAAGAACAACGUAAACGUGAAACAAAACAACGAAUUAAAAUAGCUGGCAAUGUAAAAAAGAAUGUAAAAGGCGAUUCUAAUGCUCUAAGGCGACGUAAACGUGAUGAUUAUCAAUCUGCCAAAGAGGAUUGGCAUGCAUUUAAGGAUAGUGUAAUCGAUGGGUAAAUUUGAAUAUAUAUUUUUUAUUUUGAAUAAAAAUUUGUGCUUUCUUAAGAAUU